Molecule: messenger RNA, 4012 nt
Organism: Petromyzon marinus (sea lamprey)
Lineage: Eukaryota; Metazoa; Chordata; Hyperoartia; Petromyzontiformes; Petromyzontidae
Gene: C2CD2L
Product: C2CD2 like
Biological process (GO): positive regulation of insulin secretion involved in cellular response to glucose stimulus
Cellular component (GO): cytoplasmic side of apical plasma membrane
Molecular function (GO): phosphatidylinositol binding; phosphatidylinositol transfer activity
Source: RefSeq, a predicted model, not a curated record
GUCCCAGUGUCGACUCCGCACGCGCAUGGGUUUCGGUGCUCACUCAGAAGCCACCAACACCACCACUACCACCUCGUCGUUGGUGAUGAGACGCUGCCUUCUUCAAGCCACACGCCGCCAGUGUUAGAUAUCAACAACAACCACAGCAAGCAGCAGCAACAAAGCGACGCCACGUUAAAUAGCUUAGCAUUGCUAACUAAUCGAUAGAGUUAAUGGUCAAUGAUCCGAGCUGCGUCGGUGAUGCGGCGGUCGCGUGUUAAUUUUUUAGUAAUGAUCAGGGCGGCAGGAAGGGAGGAAGCUAGAGUCGGAGCCGCGUAGACAGAGGACCGAGUGUGCGUCUGGGACAAUACCGAACAUCGCCAGUGCCUGACCGAGUGGCUUACUGAGUGACUCUCACUGGCGCUUCCUGACUAAGUGAGUGCUUCGUCUCUCCCCGAUUGAGUCGCCGAAGCGAGAGUGUUAGUGGCUUUUUCGAACGACUCGCCGACUUGCCGAGUGAUUCCACACUUUGCGAGUUAGCUUAUUGGAUUUCCGAGUGCGUUGUCUUACUUAUUGAGACUCAGCGUGCUUUGCUGGCUUACACGAAUGACUUGAUAGGUUGACCGAGUUACUGAUUAAUGUAUUCACUGGCGGAUUGAUCGUUUUAUUGACUGACGAGCUGGCAUUCUGUGACUGACAGUAACUGGCCGGUGGACUCUUUGACUGGCUGACUAAAUGGCAUGCAGACUGGCUUACUGACUAGCCGACUGACUGAUUGUUUCAGCUGUCCCUUUAUAAAGAGGACGGGAAUGAUCUGUAUGGCUGUUGUCGCUGAGAUUUGCCAGCCGUUGCGUUGCAGCGUUGAAUCGAGAUGUUUGUAUUGAACUAUGAACGGUGACUUUGGUGAUCAGGCGGACGACUUUGAACCCGAGUGACUUAACUCGCUAGCCGACUGACAGAUUCGACUGCCAGGACCGACACAUACGAGACACCUAUUCGCCAAAUGGCUGCGAAGUGAGGUUGAUAAAGCGACUGCGAACCGACUUUACUACAACAACAACAAGUGACUAAAGGUAAUUAAUUGUGUGGGUGGUUUGAGCAAUAGUGGAGUGACUGAACUCGGCAGAGACAUGGUGUGGGUCGCACGUGAAUAGGCAGGUGCCAGAAUAGUGACUCGUCAAGUGUCAAGACCACAUCUGGUGAAACAAAAAUAAAGAGAGCUUCAGAUUCCGCUUCCGCACGUUGGGAACUCGUGUGUGUGUGUAUAGGGGACUGGAGAGAAGUGACUUGGGGGGGUGGUGGGGGGAAGUGUUAACGUUUGGCCCUCUAACGUGUUUGUUCCGGACAACCAGCGACGUUUUAGCUGAGCUGUCUGCAACAUCGGCGAAGUGACUCGCGACUCGAGUGCCCCGGCCCGUCGGCGAGGCGCGCCUCGGUGUUCCGUGCGAGCGAACUCCUCCCGAGCCCACCGGGCAAGUUGGUGUGAACCAUCUUGCCGGCAAGCGCACGAGUGAAGUUCGUCAACCAUUCUUCGUCUCUCGCCCACCGGUGAACUCGACUCAUAAAGACCGCCGCAGAAGAAGAAGCCAACUGCUGCCCGUCAUGGAACAGCAGCUGCAGCAGGAGGUGGAGGCCGUCCCUGGAGACGAAGCCAUCCCCGGUUCCAUGGCCGGAGUCCCCGGCAGCCUUGACCUGAGCAGUGCCCAGGGGGUCACCCUCCUGCUGCUGUUCGCCGCCUCGGCCCUCACGGUGCUGGCGUGGCUCGCUCAGUACUUGGAGCAGGGAGGCGGCAGGCGCCGUCACCUGCCGCCUCCUCUCCUCCUUCGUCUCCUUCCCCGGGGACUGCUCGGGGGGGCCGCCGCGGGGCCUCGGUCUCGCCUGGGCGGCGUGGCCGACCCGGCGAGCCUCGUGGCCGGACUGGCGGCCGUGCCCAGCUGGGGUGCGGAGUUGGGGCGCGCAUGGCUGAGGGCUCUCAACGAGCAGCACGGACACAGGCACGGGAGCUCGCUGCAGAUCGCCUUUGAGGAAGACGGACCGACCCACGAUGCAUUGCGGCUGAGCAACGUGACCUACGGUGACGGCCAAUCGGACAGUAACAUGGCGCUGGUGUGCGACGUGGAGUCGGAGAGCGUGUCGUUCGGAGUGAGCGUCUCUCAGCACCCGCCGGCUCCCGUGGCUCUGCAGUCGUUGACGGCGCGCCUCGCUCCGCUCAGCGUCCAGCUGGUGCUGCAGGUGGAGGAGGUGAGUGCGGGACAGGUGCUGCUCACCUGGAAACACACGACGAAGCCCCAGGGCCUCAGCCUCACCCUCGUUCCCAGAGGGCAGCGGGAGGGAGCGGGUGGCAGUGUGGAUGUGCCCACAGUGACUCAGCUGGUGAAAGACGCCAUCCUGGGCGCCCAGCCGGCCGUGCUGCUCACGCUCAGCCCCUACCGUGCCGCACAAGGCGGUGGGGUCAAGCCGGACGGGCUGGUGACGUCGCCGCCAAAACCUCCCCGCCUCGUCGACAAGAAGCUGCUGCUGCGGAUACAGUCGGCGACGGGGGCGCCCGCAGGAGCUGGAGAGCUGUGCUGCCACGUGGAGAUGAACGAGCCCCCCCAGCAGCACCGUACCCGCCCGGUCCCUGGCGCCGCCGCCAGCCCCUCGUGGGAGCAGAGCUUCUGCUUUGACCUGAACACGCGCUCCAGGGAAAUCCGACUGCGGCUGCUGGACACCUCCAAGGGAAAGGAAGCCGUGUGCAUCGGCCGUGCGGCUGUGCCGCUGGACGUGGGCAGAGCGCUGCCCUCCGGACGCCACACCCUCACCCUGCUGCCCCCGACGGCAAGCCCGACCGACCGAACCCCGUCACCCCUGGCAGCGGCCGCCAACGUCACCCUAGAGCUGUGCUACCAGGAGGGCGGGGAGGCACGCUCCCCAGGGCCGCUGGCGGCGUCGGUUCGCCCGGCCGCCACCCCCAGCAAGAAGGUGGAGAUGGAGCGCACGGUGAUGGCGGACGGCACCGUUGUGACCACCGUGACGACGCUGCAGACGCGCGCGGGGCGCGGCACGCCCAGUGACUCGCCGGCUCGCUCGCCCGUCAAGGUCACGGUGACGGAGAAGAGCACCGUGCAGGAGGAGGUGCCGGCGGGGGAGUCGCAAGGCGGCGCCACCGCCGCUUCCGCUGCGUGCACAGACGUGGCGCUGCAGCACAACGGGCUGGACGCCGUGGCGGAGACGGCCAUCAGGCAGCUGACGGAGUCGGCGCUGCGGAACACCAAAGCGACUCCCACCAAGCGCAGCACGCUCAUUAUCUCCGGCGUGUCCAAGAUGCCGUUAAUCCAGGACGAGGCCGCCCUCUCGCAACUCUACUCCAUGAACAUGGAUGGCGACGACGCGGGGCCCUCUCCGCUUCCGCACCACUACCACCACCACCCCGCCGCCACCACCUCCUCCUUCUCCUCGUUGCCGUCGUCGGUACAGCAGCUGGCGCUGUGCGGCCCACAAUCCCCGUCGGCCGCCAACUCGACGGGAGAUUCGUUGCUGGACGCGGCAACGGCGGCAGCGGCGGCGACGAUCGGGGCGGCGUCCUCCUCUCCGGCGGCGGUGGCUGGGGGAGGGCAGCCGUCCAUGUCGGAUGCCGACUCGGAGCGCGGCUCCACUGUGGGCUUCGAGACCGGCAGCCUCAAGGAGCACAAGGCCGGAUUCCUGCACGGUGGACUCUUCCGUCGGCGGCACAGGAAGAAAAAGGACGCGGGUCUGAGCCAGUCCCACAACGACCUGCCCAGCAUGGGGCCGGGGCACACGCUGGUUGCGGGGCAGACGCAGACGCUGGGCCCGGGGCUGAGCCACGUGCUGGCCAAGCACCGCAAGACCUACACGCUCUCGCGGCUGCUGAGCAAGCGCUUCAAGGCGAAGCACAGGGAGAACGGCAAGACGGCGGCGCCGUAGAGCGGCACGGACACUGCGAGGCGACCGGUGCGGACCUCGAGGGCGGGGUUGGGGGGAGGGGGGUGUCCGCGCGACCGCGCCUCGCGCAAGGCCGACGUGACCAGAGAGG